Messenger RNA from Coregonus sp. 'balchen', 8252 nucleotides. The record is from the annotation of a GenBank genome assembly. NCBI's taxonomy places the organism in Eukaryota, Metazoa, Chordata, Actinopteri, Salmoniformes, Salmonidae.
GAGAAGGCUCGUCUGGCGACAGACUUGGAGCUGGAUCAGGACCUCAGUGAGCGGCUGGGACUGGGGAGCAGUGACACCCUCACCAACGGUAACCGUGCUGACGGGGAGGCCGCCAAGCGCCUGGCCAAGCGCCUCUUCACCCUGGACGGCUUCAGGAAGUCCGCCGUGGCCCGCCACCUCAGCAAGAAGUGAGCACCUGGCAUCUAGCCUUUUCGUGUUAUUAAUCCCUCUCUUUACUAUGUGCUGCUAUACGUUGUCUAUGCUAUAUAUAGCGCAUAUACUGCUGAUGACAACAAAUCGUAUGGAUGUGGUGUCGUGACUUGACUUUUGACAUUAAUCUGAAGACUGUUUUAUCUAAUUAACUAACUAUGUUUAAUUGUUACCCGAUUAUAUGAAUCAUGUAACAAUUAACUCAUUAGGAUCUGGGGCACCACGAGAUAAGUUCUUUAAAGAGUUACCACCUCCCGAAUUAAACUCUAAAAGGUCUUUACAUCUAUAAACAGUCAACUUUUUGAUCAUAACCUCGUAUCAUAUCAUUAUUCUGAACAGUCGUAACCUCCUUGCAUUUGCAAAAACCAGAGCCUUACUUAUGAUUCAGUACUACACAAAUUGGUUUAAUUAUUUAUUUACUAGCUAAUUAAAUGGGAACACAGGAUAAACAUACACACUCUGCACCGGUUAUUGACUGGAGAAAUCAGGUCCCUAGCGGAAUGACAACAACAUGGCUGCUUGUUAAAGAGAUGGAGUGGGAGAGAGAGAGGGACAGAGACACUUAACUUUGAUACAUUCAGAAACUACGCUCACCUACAGUACCCAUAUACUUUGCACACAAACCCCCGCCCGCUUUGAGUAAGAAAUCAUUAAUGUAUUUACGUGAAAUGCCUUGGUUCGCCGGGAAUCUCUCUGUGAACCGGACCGCCUCGGAAGGGGGGUGGGCCUUUUCACGGCACGCUUGUAAGUCUCUUAUUGUCCGAAAUGGUUCCAACAGUCUUCUAUUGUUGUCUUUCUUCGUAGUUGUCCGGUCUCCGAUCAUUUGUCAUGUAGUCCUGAACAGAACUACAGAAUAGAUUUUCCUUCCAUUCGCUCUUGAAGUUACUUCUUUGAAGGUAGGCUAGCCAGCCGUAUUGAUGGUUUCCCAGUGGGGUGAUGAGAGUAGCGUAAUACGAUGGUUUGAGCAGAGUAGCAGAUGGUCCUACUUAAAUUCACUUUCGAAGAUACCUUACUUAGGACAGCUUAUCAGCCGUACUAGUGAUUGUCCGGGAGGUGAGUUUAUUUUCUUCACCUCGUGUUGAGAUUCAAAGUUCCAACCAUUUUAAACGUGUAGCUGCCGCCUCACACUUUUCUGUUCUAAUGUGUUAAUUCGUAACCCAUCAUUUAUACAUUCUGUAAGAAAGGGGCGGUUCUGGCAGUCUGGCACGCUUUCUGACCUCACUUUGGGGCGCCAAUUACUCACGGUUCAAAGUUAUGAAAAACAAUUAUCUCUUAUAACUUCUCAAAUCACAUCCCUCUCUUAACAAAAACCCUUUCAUCACUGUUCAUAUUACAUGCAGAACGCAUAGUAUGGCAAGGUCAAAUAUGUAGUGGGUAUACUGUCCAGGUUACUGUAUUUCCUUUAUAACAUUUUUGAUGGCAUCACAAAAUAACAAACAAAAUAACAUUAGUGUUCUAUAGACCGCCUCUGACCAUUCCCCAAUUUCUAAGCUCGAAAUAUUGUUCCAGUAUUCGUUUUGAACGUGUUGGAGUUUCAGCUGGAAAAGGCCUGUUGAAACAAAGACAUUCCUUUGGUGAAUCUUGGAGAGGGAGAGAGAGAUCUUCUUCCCUUAAUUUACAACAGGGUGUGAGUUGUUAACCCCCCCUAGUUCUUUCCUUUUUUUUUUUUUCACCUUUAUUUAACCAGGUAAGCCAGUUGGGAACAAGUUCUCAUUUACAACUGCGACCUGGCCAAGAUAAAGCAAAGCAGUGCAAUAAAAACAACACAGAGUUACAUAUGGGGUAAACAAAACAUAAAGUCAAAAAUACAAACAGAAAAUAUAUAUACAGUGUGUACGAAUGUAGUAAGUUAUGGAGGUAAGGCAAUAAAUAGGCCAUAGUGCAAAAUAGUUACAAUUUCGUAUUAACACUGGAAUGAUAGAUGUGCAAAAGAUGAUGUGCAAAUAGAGAUACUGGGGUGCAAAUGAGCAAAAUAAAUAACAAUAUGGGGAUGAGGUAGUUGGGUGGGCUAAUUUCAGAAUGGCUGUGUACAGGUGCAGUGAUCGGUAAGCUGCUCUGACAACUGAUGCUUAAAGUUAGUGAGGGAGAUAAGAGUCUCCAGCUUCAGAGAGUUUUGCAGUUUGUUCCAGUCAUUGGCAGCAGAGAACUGGAAGGAAUGGCGGCCAAUGGAGGUGUUGGCUUUGGGGAUGACCAGUGAGAUAUACCUGCUGGAGCGCAGACUACGGGUGGAUGUUGCUAUGGUGACCAGUGAGCUAAGGUAAGAUGGGGAUUUGCCUAGCAGUGAUUUAUAAAUGACCUGGACCAGUGGGUUUGGCGACGAAUAUGUAGUGAGGACCAGCCAACAAGAGCAUACAGGUCACAGUGGUGGGUAGUAUAUGGAGCUUUGGUGACAAAACGGAUGGCACUGUGAUAGACUACAUUCAAUUUGCUGAGUAGAGUGUUGGAGGCUAUUUUGUAAAUGACAUCGCCGAAGUCAAGGAUCGGUAGGAUAGUCAGUUUUACGAGAGUAUGUUUGGCAGCAUGAGUGAAGGAGGCUUUGUUGCAAAAUAGGAAGCCGAUUCUAGAUCUAACUUUUGAUUGGAGAUGCUUAAUGUGAGUCUGGAAGGAGAGUUUACAGUCUAACCAGACACCUAGGUAUUUGUAGUUGUCCACAUACUCUAGGUCAGACCCGCCGAGAGUAGUGAUUCUAGUCGGGUGGGCGGGUGCAAGCAGCGUUCGGUUGAAGAGCAUGCAUUUAGUUUUACUAGUGUUUAAGAGCAGUUGGAGGCUACGGAAGGAGUGUUGUAUGGCGUUGAAGCUUGUUUGGAGGUUUGUUAACACAGUGUCCAAUAAAGGGCCAGAUGUAUACAAAAUGGUGUCGUCCACAUAGAGGUGGAUCCGAGCUUCACCAGCAGCAAGAGCAACAUCAUUGAUAUACACAGAGAAUAGAGUCGGCCCGAGAAUUGAACCCUGUGGCACCCCCAUAGAGAUGGCCAGAGGUCCAGACAACAGGCCCUCCGAUUUGACACAUUGAACUCUAUCUGAGAAGUAGUUGGUGAACCAGGUGAGGCAGUCAUUAGAGAAACCAAGGCUAUUUAGUCUGCCAAUAAGAAUGUGGUGGUUGACAGAGUCGAAAGCCUUGGCCAGGUCGAUGAAGACGGCUGCGCAGUACUGUCUUUUAUCGAUCGCGGUUAUAAUAUCGUUUAGGACCUUGAGCGUUGCUGAGGUGCACCCAUGACCAGCUCGGAAACCGGAUUGCAUAGCGGAGAAGGUACGGUGGGAUUCGAAAUGGUCGGUGAUCUGUUUGUUAACUUGGCUUUCAAAUACUUUCGAAAGGCAGGGCAGGAUGGAUAUAGGUCUGUAACAGUUUGGAUCUAGAGUGUCACCCCCUUUGAAGAGGGGGAUGACCGCGGCAGCUUUCCAAUCUCUGGGGAUCUCAGACGUUACGAAAGAGAGGUUGAACAGGCUAGAAAUAGGGGUUGCGACAAUUUCGGCGGCUAAUUUUAGAAAGAAAGGGUCCAGAUUGUGUAGCCCAGCAGAUUUGUAGGGGUCCAGAUUUUUCAGCUCUUUCAGAACAUCAGCUGUCUGAAUUUGUGUGAAGGAGAAGCGGGGGGCGGCAUGGGCAAGUUGCAGCGGAGGGUGCAGAGCUGGUGGCCGGGGUAGUGGUAGCCAGGUGGAAAAUGCUUGUUUGCAUGGCCAGCCGUAUAUCGCGGGGGCUGUUCGAUGCUAAUGCAGUACGCCACAGGAUGUUUUUGUGCUGGUCAAGGGCAGUCAAGUCUGAGGAGAACCAGGGGCUUUAUCUGUUCUUAGUGCUGAAUUUUUUGAAUGGGGCAUGCUUAUUUAAGAUUGAGAGGAAAGCACUUUUAAAGAACAACCAGGCAUCCUCUACUGACGGAAUGAGGUCAAUAUCCAUCCAGGAUACCCGGGCCAGGUCAAUUAGAAAGGCCUGCUCGCUAAAGUGUUUUAGGGAGCGUUUGACAGUGAUGAGGGGUGGUCGUUUGACCGCGGACCCUUACAGACGCAGGCAAUAAGGCAGUGAUUGCUGAGAUCCUGGUUGAAGACAGCGGAGGUGUAUUUAGAGGGUACAUUUGUCAGGAUGAUAUCUAUGAGGGUGCCCAUGUUUACAGAUUUAGGGUUGUACCUGGUAGGUUCGUUGAUAAUUUGUAUGAGAUUGAGGGCAUUUAGUUUAGAUUGUAGGUUGGCCAGGGUGUUAAGCAUAUCCCAGUUUAGGUCACCAAGCAGUACGAACUCUGAGGAUAGAUGGGGGGCAAUCAGUUCACAUAUGGUGUCCAGGGCACAGCUGGGGGCUGAGGGGGGUCUGUAGCAAGCGGCAACAGUGAGAGAUUUAUUUCUGGAAAUGUGGAUUUUUAGAAGUAGAAGCUCAAACUGUUUGGGCACAGACCUGGAUAGUACGAUAGAGCUCUCUGCAGUAGAUUGCAACCCCACCCCCUUUGGCAGUUCUAUCGAGACGGAAAAUGUUGUAGUUGGGGAUGGACAUUUCUGAAUUUUUGGUGGCCUUCCUAAGCCAGGAUUCAGACACUGCUAGGACAUCAGAGUUGGCGGAGUGUGCUAACACAGUGAAUAACUCCAACUUAGGGAGGAGGCUUCGGAUGUUAACGUGCAAGAAACCAAUGCUUUUACGGUUACAGAAGUUAACAAAUGAUAACGCCUGGGGAGUAGGAGUGAUACUGGGGGCUACAGUGCCUGGGUUAACCUCUACAUCACCAGAGGAACAGAGGAGGAGUAUAAUAAGGAUACUGCUAAAGGCUUUAAGAACUGGUCUUCUAGUGCGUUGGGUACAGAGAAAAAAAGGGCCAGGUUUCGGGGCGUUGUACGGGUGAUUGAAGUUAUUCAUUGCAAACCUGAUCUGAUCUAUUUGGAUUCUCGUGGACAGUCAUGACAGUGGAUAACAUUUACAAAAUCUCGCUGUCUCUCUCUCUCUGCUAUACUAACUCUAGUCUGGACCUUGUCUGACCCCUCGGUCUUCCUACACGACUGUGCUCUUGGAUUGUUUGACUGUCUGUCUCUCCGUCUGUCUGUACCUUCAUCCGUCUGUCCAUCUGGUGAAAAGGAAUUUAGGAUGAGAAGAGCUUCUUCCUGUCUGACAGAUCCACCCUGGGAAAAACAGUUUCAAACUGAGUGUUAUUAUAGGGGAAUUAGUCCAAAGAUGUCACGUUCGGCGCAUCUUAAACUCUCACAAUUAUCAUUCCCAAUGAAAAGCUGUCUGUCUGUGUGUUUAUCUGUCUGUCCUUCUGUCUAUCUGCACGUCCAUAUUCAUGGACAUCUGUCUGUCUGUCUGAUGAAAAGGAAUUUAGGAUGAAAAGAGCUUCCUCCUCUCUGACAGAUGCACCCUGGGAAUCACAGUUUUUGGCCCUAAGUCUUUGUCUCAAGGUCUCAAACCAACUGGCAGUGACUGACAGGCUGAAUGGCCUUGUGUGUUUGAGCUGGGAAAGCCAGCAUCUGAUUAACAUGUUGCUCUCUCUCUCUCUCUUUCUCCUUCUCCCUCUCUCUCUCUCUCUUCCUCUCUCUCUCUUUUUCUCUCUUUCUCUCUCUAUCCCCAGCAAUGACUUUAGUCGUAAGGUUGCAGAGGAGUAUCUACACUUCUUUAACUUCACAGGUCUUACUGUGGACCAGGCUCUGAGGUGAGGGGUUCAGACUGACUGACUUGUUCAACUAAAAAACAAACACACGUUUUAGUUUUUCCAUAAAUUGGUUCUUGACACCAAUGACUGGAUUUCUAGACAUUACGAACAUUGUUUUGGACAUGUUGCCUUAAAUGGGAAUACUGCCCUCUGGUGGCAGGCUGAGGGAAGGUAGCCUAAUAUGCAACAGUAGUGUUUCUAACCCAGAAAUAACACUCCUGAUUCAAUUAAUCAAGGGCUUGGUGAUUAAUUAAGUCGUUGAAUGACAUGGGCAGGUGCGUAAUGAGGUGCGUUACCGCUGGGCUGGAACCAACAUUUGCCACCCUUUAGGAUACUGGAAACACUGUGCUUCUGCUCAAUGUGUGUAUCUGUGUGUUCCAGAGCCUUCCUCAAACAGUUUGCCCUGAUGGGGGAGACUCAGGAGAGGGAGCGGGUGCUGUCUCACUUCUCCAGGAGAUACCUGCACUGUAACCCCAAACUCAUACCCUCUGAGGGUAAGAGGACGGCACUGUCUAAUGUCUACUAUAGCUACUAUAGGAGUAUCACAGCUCAGUCGUCAUGUUAAUAGAUUGAUAUGUUUCCUCCUUAUCCAGAUGGUGUCCAUACCUUGACCUGUGCCCUGAUGCUGCUAAACACAGACCUGCAUGGCCAUGUAAGUAGAGUUAUCUGUGUGUGUGUGUCUGUGUGUCUGUGUGUGUGUGAGAGAGAGUAUGUGUGUGUGUUAGGGGAUACACAUUUCAUUGAGUUCAGCGUAGAGUUCAGAGUAGAGAAAUUUUUCAGAGAUCCAUUCUCCCCCAGGCUCCACUGACUCAGUAUAGCGGUAGCUUUGGGAAAUAAGCCCCAGACUUAUCGAAAGCUGAUCUGGGACCAGCCUCCUGAUUACAAUGUGCUCUACACUCUAUCAUAAAAUCCAGUCCAUAUCAAACUGUAGACUGAUUCCAGUAUAACUCUAAAAUCUAGGCCAUCUAUUGCUGCAUGCAUGGUGUGAUGUGCAGCCUCUGCAGAUGACUACAGGUAGUUUAGUCAAAACCAUUUAUAUAAUAUAUGGAAAUAUUCAGCUCUGGUUGAAGGGGCUAGAGCUGGCUGGAUGAGAAACCCACUCUCUCAGGGGAAGGGGGGAUUGAUAGAUGCCUGGCAGGUAUAACUCUGUGCUUCAUCAUCAUAAUCACCAUCAUCAUCAUCAUCAUUCAUCAUCGUCACCAAUGUCAUCAUCUUCUUCUUCAAAAUCAUCAUCGUCAUCAAUGGCGUCAUCCUGAUCAUCAUCAUCAUCAUCAAAAAAAUAAAUAAAAAAAUUAAUAGUCCCCGCAUCUUCUUCAUCUUUGUCUUCACUCACUAUCGCUUUUCAUCAAUAUUUUCAGCAUGCAAUAGUAGCAGAUUGGGAUCUGUGAAACUCACUCCUCAGUCUGAAGUGUUCCCCUUGCGCUGCCGAAUAGCUAGCUUUUCGGUGGUGCGACUGAGUAAGACGCUUCAGGAGGGCGGUCAUGUUUGUUUGCGAGGCAGAGGUCAUGCGUUCGAGCCUCAGUGUGAGCCCAAUCAGGAGAAAGCGGUACUCGCUAAGCAAGCAGUGUGACGUCCUUUAAAUAAUCUCCCUCUGAACACUCAGCUCAUCAGCUAGAUUAAAUCAAUUGGAUGAGGUCCCUGAAAGUCAUUUCUCCCCAUAACAUCCUUCAGAGAUGAAUUCUAAUAUAGCAGUUUGUCAGAGAGCUGCAGAAGGACAGAUGAAUUAGACAAUCUGUGCCUCGAAUAUUUUAGAUGACUGAUGUUGGUGAGGCUUUUAAAGAUUAUAUUUAUUUAUAGCAUAGUAGUCUCGGAAAUCCCAGAGAUAGGGUAACAGCACUAGGUCUAACAAAUCACAAGUUUGGCUAGGAGGGGCUUAAAAAUAAUCCCCUCGGAAACAUGACAGAGGCGGACACACAAUGCAGACGCAGAUAGCUAGGCAGAUUUUAGCCACAGCCAUUCAGUAUGUUUUAGGCUUGUAAAGCUAAUGUCAUGGCGCAUGCAAACUACUCACUUGCGAAAUACACUCAUUGAAAAUAUCUAGCUAGCUAGCUACCGGAAAUGUAUAUGGCAGGGCUCUGGACGGAUUUUCUGGCACCCAACUCCGCCCUUUCCUCUCUGCCAAACUGACGUUGGUUUGAGGACAGACAUGUAUGCUGGAACUUUGGCACAUUGUGGGAGGCAACCCGUCUGUCUAGAGCAGGGAUGGACAACUGGUGGUAUUCUACUAUGAGAGUUAGAAUAGUAGAAUACACAAGGUGCAAUUUCUAAAUUUGGUUGUGCAUCUAGAGAGACUAAUAGCAUAGAGUAAAUUCUGUGUGUCAUAUUUUUCAGAACAUUGGCAAAAGGAUGUCCUGCACACAGUUCAUUGACAACCUGGAGGGUCUGAAUGAGGGACAAGACUUUCCCAAAGACCUGCUGAAG